Bipolaris zeicola 26-R-13 is the source of this 987-nucleotide messenger RNA. RefSeq lists its product as uncharacterized. The transcript has 2 exons. The record is from RefSeq and is a predicted model, not a curated record. The coding region runs from base 1 to 987 and encodes 328 amino acids. NCBI's taxonomy places the organism in Eukaryota, Fungi, Ascomycota, Dothideomycetes, Pleosporales, Pleosporaceae.
AUGGCCGCCUCGGGGAAAGAUGUAGGGCUCAUCACCUACCCAGCCAUUGUCAACAUCGCCACCCUCGUCGUAUUCUUCGUCUACCUCGUUAUAUCCAUCUGGCUCAUCUUUCGACAGGGCCUUGGCCGCAGCUCACCAUGGAUCUGGCUCACCAUUCUAGCCAUCUGCCGUCUCACCCAGGUCUCGCUCGAUUUGGCUGCUACCACCAUGUACCCGAUAGGACAAUCGUCAAACACUAGCUUGGAAAGCGGCGUCGCAAUCCUGACUACCAUGGGCUUGACGCCCCUGUUCAUGUCUACCAGCAGCCUACUCAACACGACCACCAGGCCUAAAGGACGUCGCAUGCAAUGGAUCCUGCUAGUAUUGCAUAUUCCUCUCAUCAUUUCCUUCAUUCUUAUUGUCGCUGGUGGCAUCGAUCCAGACUCACGAGACGGACCCACUUUUGCAGCCACCGAAAGUACCAAGGCUGGCAUCACACUUUACUUGGCAUGUUUCGUUGUCCUCGUCUGGUCAACCAUUGUCAUCUCUGCCCGCCUUUAUCUUGCGGACAGAGAUGAAGUGCGCAUUCUUACGACUGUUGUGCUCAGUCUGCCUUUUUUUGUCGUCGACAUCGUCUACAUGAUGUGUUUCGCCUUCGAGCGCUGGGAAGUCGACGACUUUGACGGCUGGCAGCACAUGCGUUUCAAUGUUAUUAGUGGAAGCGUCACCCUUCAACUGUGCAUGCAAGUAAUCAUGGAAUGGAUUAUUGUUGCUCUAUAUCUGGCCUUGGGUUUGGAGCUUCCCAGUAAAGCUGCAAGAUUGCGACGUCAGAUUGAAGACCAAAUGGAUCAAGCUAGGAAUCUCGACGUUGAUGUCCUUCAAGAGACCGUGUUAUGGAAGGCUCACGAUGCCAUAUCCCGCAUGAUUGCCGCCAUGAUCAUGCCCGCCCUUCAACUUGCACACUGGAUCCUUGGAAAGAUACUGCGAUCUGGACAGAAUCAAACCUGA